AUGUUGACAACUUUAUCGCAACCCUGCUUUUUUGGAAUGAACGGAGGCCUGCCGGCGGGCACUGGCCUCCCCUCCAUCGCCUCGAUGCCGUCCGGAUCACUGCCCGGUGUCUCACUUCUGCCAUCUCCAAUCCCAUCCGGGCAUUUGUCAGUGUCCAGCUCGUCAUCUGGCAUGAACGGGCAACAAAAAUUUUCAUCAGUUUACAAACGGAUGGCGCAACGUCGAAAAGUGCCCGAGGGAGAGCUGUGUGCGGUGUGCUCGGAUCUCGCGACUGGAUAUCACUAUGGAGUGGCGAGUUGCAAUGGAUGUAAGACGUUUUUCCGACGGACGAUUGUCUCCGAGCAAACGUUUAUAUGCCAAUACGAUGGGAAAUGUGACGUGAAUAAAAAUAUUCGUUGCGCUUGUCGGCAUUGCCGUUUUAAUAAAUGUCUACAAGUGGGAAUGGACGCGAAAGCGAUCCAAAACGAUCGAGACAGAAUAGGACCGACGCGGAAAGCGGCAAAAGGAAGCUCGGGUAGCGACUCGGACAAUGCGGUGACGCCGAUUCGAAAUCAAGAUCAGGAAAUUGUCGAGAAUUUGACUCACGUUGAAGGGCUAUGCAAGGAAUUACGCCAUUGUGUUCUCCCCGAGGUAAACGGCGUGAAUCAAGCGCUCAUGUUCGACUGUUUACUGUUCAGGACGAAGGAAUUGAAGCAUGAUCCGACCACCGUAUUCAAAGAGUUCUACCCGGCGUCGAUGAACGACGUGCGGAUGUGGAAUAUCCGCGAGAUGCGAAUCUGCAUCGAAUGGGGGAAAACGUUUGAGGCGUUCAUGCGAUUGGCGAUCAAUGAUCAGUUGUCGCUGGUGCGCAAUUUUGCCUUCACCUUCAACCUUCUCAAUCGCGUUUUCUACUCGCCUGAUCAUGGGCCCGAUAAAAUCGUUUACCAGAAUGGAGCCUUCAUCUUGAGAGAACCACAACAACAGGUGCAACUCUCCGGUUGUCGUCUGAUCUACCCAAGGCAAAUGGACGAGAUCAUGAUACCAUUUCGAAAGCUGAACAUCACCGAAGCCGAGUUCGCCACGUUCAAAGCCGCCUUUUUCUUCAAUCCUGACGCCCUCGAUUUGUCACAAAAAGCGAAAGAAGAUGUGGCCGAGGAAAGGAACAAGUACUUGUCAGCGCUCUUCACCCUUAUCACGAACAAGUUGGGAAUCCCGGUCGGCGUGCAGAAAUAUGGCAGUUUAUUGAUGAUGACGGCUAGUAUACAGAAUAUCAUCGCGCAAAACGAGGAAAACAUGCAAGUGAUGGAGCUGUUCAAGAACUGGGAAGUCGAUCCGUUCGUCAGGGAACUAUGCAUGAAAAGAACA
Messenger RNA from Mesorhabditis belari, 1344 nucleotides. NCBI's taxonomy places the organism in Eukaryota, Metazoa, Nematoda, Chromadorea, Rhabditida, Rhabditidae. The record is from the annotation of a GenBank genome assembly.